CUCGCUGCCUCAAAGUACUACCACCACCACCACCGUGUCAGCAGCCGAUGAUUCUUGUGAUCUGCUCGGUCGUGAUCCUCAGUGAGACCAUGCGCACGCUUCUUCAGGACUCCUUCGCUGUCCUGUGUCAGCAACUCGCUGACUCGCCUCUCUUCUACUCGCUGCUUCUGGUUGUUCUCUCGACCUGCUGCCUCAUUCGGGCCUCGUUGCUCCACACAUUCAACGCGACGGCGUUGCUUGUGGGUGGCAUGGGUCUCGCGUCACUUCGCCUCAACUCGGUGGGCGAAAUCGACGUGCAUUCGCUAUCCCUCGCCUCGGCGGUAUCCAUCUUUGUCGCCGUGUACGUUGUCGGGCUCGGGUGCAUUUGGUCAGUCACCCAGACCCUCCACGACAACCAAUGCGACGUCAAAAUCGACAAUCCUUCCGCAGACGUCAUCAUUGUCGGCGCCGGGACCGCGGGGUGCUCGAUGGCUGUGGGGUUGGCAAAGCAAGGUCGCAAGGUGCUUGUGAUCGAGAAAUCGUUGGAAUACCAGGACCGAUUCGUGGGCGAGCUCAUGCAACCCGGCGGUCUCGAAGCAUUGCGUUCGUUGGACUUGAUCGAGUGCGCGGAAACGUCUACGGACGUCAAGACCCUCGGGUACUCCAUCCUCCUUCCGCACUCGGACCACAUCAUGCUACCGUAUCCCGACCGCGCCCCCCACACGUUUCUCGAGUACAUGGGAUUAUCUCGCGCCGACAACGGCACCGGUAAGCAGCACGGCCGCGGGUUCCACAACGGCGCGUUCGUCCAACGCCUUCGCGCGCGCAUGCUGGCCGAGCCCAACGUGACCGUGGUCGAAGGCACGGUGAGCAAGCUGCUGUUGGAGCAACCGGCCAAGUCGAGUACGAGCGUGUGCACGGGCAUCCAAUUCCGUCGCAAAGCCCUUUCCGAUGACGUCGAGAUGCCGGUGGAAACGGCGUCGGCGCCGCUGGUGAUCGCAUCCGACGGGCUCUGGUCUGGCCUGCGCCGCGAUUUGUCCACGGACGUGCCCAAGCAGAUCUCGAGCUUCGUAGCCAUCCUCAUGACGCACCCCGCCAUGGAGGCCACGGUGCCGUUCCGCAACUUUGGCCACGUCAUCCUCGCCCACCCGUCGCCCAUCCUCAUGUACCAGAUCUCCCCCACGGAAACCCGAGUGCUCGUGGACGUCCCCGGCAAGGUCCCGUCGUCGUCCAACGGCGACCUGACCAAACACCUGCUGACGCAUGUGGCGCCGCAGAUUCCCGACGCUUCGCGCGCGGCGUUUGUCCGCGCCGUGGAAACUGGUCCGGUGAAAUCCAUGCCCAACCGCGAAUUCAUGACCACCCAACCCGCCCACAUUGGCCGCGUGGUCAUGCUCGGCGAUACAUUCAACAUGCGCCAUCCCCUCACGGGAGGCGGCAUGAGCGUGGCGCUGAAAGAUGUUGUGUUGCUCAACAACUUGCUCAAGAACGUCGACCUGUCGAGCGGCAAGGACGUUGCCGCCGUCCGCCGCGCCUUUGAACAGGACCGCGUGCAUCACUCGUCCACCGUCAACAUCCUUGCCAAUGCGCUGUACCAUAUCUUUUCCGUACCGUCCGCCGACGACGAUGACAAGCAUGUGCUGGCGGCGCGCGCCACCCUCCGAGAAUCGUGCUACGAGUACCUCAAGAUGGGCGGCGUCUUCAUGGCCGGCCCCCUCGGCCUCCUCAGCGCGCUCACUCCGAAGCCCUUCGUCUUGGCCACGCACUUCUUUAUGGUCGCCGGGUAUGCCGCCAUUCGGUGCCUCGCCCCCUUCCCGACGCCAUACCGGCUGUACCAUUGCUUCCAAGUGUUCCAUCAAGCUUGUGUUAUCAUCAUGCCGCUGCUCGAACGCGAAAAUGUGACCAUCCUCGCGUGGGCGCCGCUCCGUGCGUUGAUCAACGUGAUCUUUCCGUACCGCAAGUAGUAGUGUUGCUACUGGAGUUUCUCGUGCCUUAUCCGAGCUGGCUUACUAAACUGUAACACGUGGAUUAUCACUA
Molecule: messenger RNA, 2016 nt
Organism: Aphanomyces astaci
Lineage: Eukaryota; Oomycota; Saprolegniomycetes; Saprolegniales; Verrucalvaceae
Exons: 1
Coding region: 48-1943 (631 amino acids)
Biological process (GO): sterol biosynthetic process
Cellular component (GO): endoplasmic reticulum; membrane
Molecular function (GO): squalene monooxygenase activity; flavin adenine dinucleotide binding
Source: RefSeq, a predicted model, not a curated record